This is a messenger RNA of Culex pipiens pallens (northern house mosquito), 1719 nucleotides long. RefSeq names its product pickpocket protein 28-like. Gene Ontology annotation, molecular function: ligand-gated sodium channel activity. Bases 1 to 1719 code for a protein of 572 amino acids. NCBI's taxonomy places the organism in Eukaryota, Metazoa, Arthropoda, Insecta, Diptera, Culicidae. The record is from RefSeq and is a predicted model, not a curated record. Gene Ontology annotation, cellular component: membrane. Gene Ontology annotation, biological process: sodium ion transmembrane transport. The transcript is spliced from 3 exons.
AUGCAGACCUUUAAGAAGUAUCCAGAUUGGAGGCAUGUACUUGGUCCAAACAAUCCACUGAUGAGAACUAAAUCUGCUCAUCACUUUGCACGUAAGCCCAUUCAUGCAGAUGGAAGCAAGUGGAGAAAUGUGAAGAAAUUCGUUCGAGAAUUCUGCACCGAAAGCACCAUCCAUGGAUUACGUAACAUUGAAGCUGGAAAAACGCUUUUGGAGCGUCUUUGGUGGUUGACCGUGGUCGUUCUGUCCGUGGUGGCCUGUGGAAUGCUCAUCCAGAAGGUGUACCACAAGUGGGCGAACAAUCCGGUCAUCGUGAGUUAUGACGAUACAGCGACCAAGGUGUGGACCAUUCCGUUUCCGGCAAUCACCGUAUGUCCGGAAGCGAAGUUCAAGGUAGAUGUGAUGAACUUUACAGAGGCCUUUUAUCAGCACUUUCAUAGUAGUAGAACAUUGGAUAAAAAGAGUCAUGAUCGACUCAUGGCGAUGUUGCAAAUAUGUGACGAUUUUUUUCAUAUAGUUUUACCGUAUCAAGAGAGAUAUCCAAACAGCUCAUUGGAUGUGGUAGCUUUGCUAAACAAAAUAUCAGUUGAUAAGUCGUCAACUAUCAUUGUUUGCCGUAAAGGCACAGACAUGUGUAGAAAUCAAUUUUUCCAUACCCUUACUGAGGAUGGCGUUUGUUUCACGUACAAUGGAUUCUCUGCCCAGGAUAUGUUCAACGAAGGUGUUCUUCACAAUGAGUACGAAUAUCUAACUGAAACCAACAGCGCAACCAACUGGACUCUGGAGAAUGGUUAUGCUCCAGGAACACCGUUCACGACACAUCCUUUGCGAGCCUCAGGCUACGCUUCACGAUUAAGGUUGAAUUUAGCAAGUUUUAAAAGCAACGUAGAGGCUCACUGUGCCGAGGAGCAAGGCUUUAAAGUGGUUCUGCACUCUCCGGAUGAGUACCCGAUUCCAUUUGCAAAGUACGUGCUGCUGUCCCUGGAUCGAGACAUCAAUAUUGCAAUCCGACCGCAAAUUUUGACGACCUCCAAGGAAUUGGCCAGCUAUUCUCCAGCUCGUCGCCAGUGCUACUUCAGCCAUGAACGCACCCUGAAGUUCUUUCGCGUGUACAAUCAGAACAACUGCGAGCUGGAAUGUCUCACGAAUUACACACUGGCCAAGUGUGGUUGUGUCAAGUUUUCGAUGCCAAGAUCGGCGGGAACUCGAAUCUGCAGUACCGCUGAACAGAGAUGCAUCAUCGAAGCUCGCUAUGGUAUGCUCAAAGCGUUAUCCCAGAAUCGGUUGAACAAUGAUGGCCUGAUAUCUGAAUGUGACUGCAUGUCAGCCUGCAGCUCGAUCCAGUAUCUCACUGAAAUCACUCAAUCGACGUAUGAUAGCAUACAAACAGUGUCCUUGAGACUGAAACCGUUGUUACCGCAAUUGAUAAAGCCGAUGGAAAGCGUAACGUCGUCCAAGGUGUCUGUCUUCUUCAAGGGGGCUGAGUUUCUGUCCACGCGCCGCAACGAGUUGUUCGGACUGACGGAUUUCGUAGCCAACUGUGGCGGAAUACUCGGACUCUGCCUGGGGAUCAGCUUCGUCAGUCUGGUUGAGCUGCUGUACUACUGCAUCGUUCGUCCAGUACAGAUGGCGAGAAAGUCAACUGGUCGUAAUUGGCAGGUCGUCAUGGUUAGGGAGAAGUCUGGAGAUCAAUCGUUUGUUUGGCGUGAUGAAAACCAAUAG